GCGGUAGAUUGGACGACGGCUCCGAUGUCGAAUCGGAACCGGAUCUUCCCUUGAAGCGCAAACAACGCCGGAGUAGGACCACUUUCACAGCCGAACAGCUGGAAGAGUUGGAAAAGGCCUUCGAAAGGACCCACUACCCAGACAUUUACACUCGAGAAGAGCUGGCCCAGCGGACCAAGCUGACCGAGGCCCGCGUCCAGGUGUGGUUCAGCAAUCGGAGAGCCCGUUGGCGCAAGCAGGCUGGCGCUAACCAGCUGGCCGCUUUCAAUCACCUUCUGCCCGGUGGCUUCCCCCCAACCGGCAUGCCAACGUUGCCACCUUACCAGCUGCCCGAUUCGACGUAUCCAACCACCACUCUCUCCCAAGACGGAGGCAGCACCGUACACCGGCCCCAGCCUCUCCCACCGUCCACCAUGCACCAGGGGGGCCUGUCCGCAGCCACCCCCGACUCCAGCUCUGCCUACGGUGCCCGGCACAGUUUCUCCAGCUACUCGGACACUUUCAUGAACCCCAACGCUCCAGCCAACCACAUGAAUCCCGUCAGCAACGGCCUGUCUCCACAGGUGAUGAGCAUCCUGAGCAACCCCAGCGGAGUGGCCUCCCAGUCCCAGGCCGACUUCUCCAUCUCCCCGCUGCACGGCAGCCUGGAGAGCGCCAACGCCAUCUCGGCCAGCUGCAGCCAGCGCAGCGACUCCAUCAAGUCCGUCGACAGCCUCCCCACCUCCCAGGCCUACUGCCCCCCCACCUACACCACUACGGGCUACAGCGUGGAUCCCGUGGCCGGCUACCAGUACGGCCAGUACGGCCAGACUGCCGUCGACUACCUGACCAAGAACGUCAGCUUGUCCACACAGCGCCGGAUGAAACUCGGGGAACAUUCAGCCGUGCUGGGGCUCCUACCGGUGGAAACAGGCCAGGCCUACUGAAGGUUUCUUCCUGGGAUCCUCCCACAGGCCACCCUCCGCCACCAAGGCGGCAAAAUGGGGAAAACACACAACAACCCGCUGGGACCAGCUGCUGUCCACCACUGGCUUUUCUUCAGAGACUCGAGGGACCAAACUUUCCCAACCCUGCCUCCAUCCCAGAGGCCCACUGAUCUCCCCCCGCCCCAAUCCUUGUUCUGUGUACCUACGAAGACUAAUGACCGUGUUCCCAACUCCAGAGACCGUGGUUUGUAAAGGACUCCUCU
This is a messenger RNA of Pseudonaja textilis, 1189 nucleotides long. Lineage: Eukaryota; Metazoa; Chordata; Lepidosauria; Squamata; Elapidae. The record is from RefSeq and is a predicted model, not a curated record.